Daldinia decipiens is the source of this 1218-nucleotide messenger RNA. RefSeq lists its product as uncharacterized. The coding region runs from base 1 to 1218 and encodes 405 amino acids. The transcript has a single exon. The record is from RefSeq and is a predicted model, not a curated record. NCBI's taxonomy places the organism in Eukaryota, Fungi, Ascomycota, Sordariomycetes, Xylariales, Hypoxylaceae.
AUGGGUCGUUCCGCGAACGAUCACCGGGCGCCGAUGCCGGCUAGGCAAGCCGUUCCCAAGUCGGAUCCAUUUAGACCUAGCAACGCGAGACAACAGCGGCAUUCUAAGUCGCAACCUUUUGAUGCUGAUGAUUUGCGGCGGCGGCUGUAUAUAGUUAUCGCAGAACAAGAAGCGCAGAAGAAGAGACAAAAGCGAAGGCCAGACGAGAGUUGCCAGAGUCAAGAACAGAGUAGAUCCACAAGCAGAUCAGAGGCGAGACAGACGGAUGCUAUAAAACCAGGAGCCAGCGAGAAGAGCUUCGCGACGCGGAUGGCAAAAAGCAAAGUCACGAUAGCAGAUUCAACAAGAGAAAACGACACCCAGCCUCCAAAAAUAAAAACCGGCCGGUCCAUGUCAAAGUCCAUCCAAGACAGGCUACGGCGCCGACCGUCAGAAGUAGACCCGACAGCGACCGAGAGCGCGGUCAAAGCGACAUCAUACCAGCACGUGCCCCAAGAAGCCGCCGCGCAAUUCGAACGGACGGCAACGGCCAACAGCAUGCGCGAGAGGAAUCUCGGGCACAGUAUAUCCCAAUCAACACUCCAAUACCGCGUCGAACGCCGGCCGUCAGACCAACAUGACCUCGACUCCAGCACAUCCCCCACGCACGCAUUAGAACGCGUCCGAAGCAAGCGGGGGCUCUUCCAGACCCCGCAGUGGCACCCAACCGCCGCCGCCGCCGCCGACCCGGAAGACCUCUACCCUCCGCAACCGCAACCGCAGCACCAGCUCCGCCGCCACAGCGCCCCGCUCGUCAUCCCCCCGCGCCCCUGGCGCAAAAACAGCAUCGGCACCGUGCUCGAGGGCAAAGCCAUGGCCACGACGGACGAGAUCUCGUCCGAGGAGACGCUCGUCGUCGUCGUCGACCCGCCGCCGCCGCUGCUGUCGACGGCGACGGCGAUAAACGCGCACCGCGUCGACUGGACGCAGAGCGACGAGAAGCCGGCGGUUAAGUCGCCCAGCGCCGGGGGCAGGAUCCCGCUGCUGAGGAAGGCGGAUUCGCUGUGGACGCUGAAGAAGCUGGGGGGGUUUAAUAGAGGUGGUGGAGGUGGGGGUGGGGGUGGUGCUCGCGAGAAGCAGUUGCAGUUGCAGGGGGAGGAUGGGAGUAGUUCGACGGCUGCGUCGCCGUCAACGAUGAAGUUUCCAAGGUUGGGGUUUUUGAUGAAGUUGAGACGUUAG